This is a messenger RNA of Cydia pomonella (codling moth), 1641 nucleotides long. RefSeq names its product lysozyme-like. Gene Ontology annotation, molecular function: lysozyme activity. NCBI's taxonomy places the organism in Eukaryota, Metazoa, Arthropoda, Insecta, Lepidoptera, Tortricidae. The record is from RefSeq and is a predicted model, not a curated record. The coding region runs from base 93 to 575 and encodes 160 amino acids. The transcript has 4 exons.
GCCAUGACCAAUGCCAGUCAGUUGCAGAAGCGCGGGAACGACCGACGCUUAUAAAUUAAGUUUUUUUUAAUAAGUUUUUUUAAUCCGUCGCUAUGGCGUCAGCCGUGAUGAAGUUCAGUGCCAUAUUGUUUCUGGUUGCCGCGUGUGCUGCUGAUGUUUCCGAGCUCGUCGGCGACAAAUCCGCGCAGCCGGUGACGGAGGUGUGCCUCGGGUGCAUCUGCCAGGCCAUCUCGGGCUGCAAGCAAGCUCAAACGUGCGAGGGAGACACCUGCGGACUCUUCCGCAUCACCUGGGCGUACUGGUCGGACGCCGGCAAGCCUACCAUCAACAACCUCGCACCUGAUCACCCUGAUGCGUAUCGCAGCUGCGUUGUGGACCCGUACUGUGCUGCCCAGACCGUCCAGGGAUACAUGAGGAGAUUCGGACAGGAUUGCAACGGCGACGGCCAGGUGAACUGUUACGACCACAUGGCGAUCCACAAGAAGGGCGGGUACGGGUGCUCCGGCGACCUUCCUUUCGAGUACGUCAACGUCUUCAAUCAAUGCAUAGCCGCCGUCGCUGCCCACCAGGGAUGAAUAACGUAGUUUUAACUCCGCUUGUAAUAGCUAAGGAUAUAUGUACUGGUGCCUAAACCCAUAGGAAAAAAAUCUAGUGAUCUAAUCCACAUCCGUCAAAAUUCUACAUAAAAAAUCCACACAUGAUUUGCUGUGAACGCGAUAGCCGACUAUUUGUGGAUUUCCAUCAAAGGAGGCUCCUUAUGAUUCGUGUGCAAUAAAGACCUUACGAUCAGAAUUUCUGUUGGAAUUUCAGAUAAAAAGGUCCAUAUUGAACUUGAACGAUAAUAAGUGCUGUGAUGGAAAGCCACACUUACUUAGCAUGUCGAAUAAGGCCCCUAGCCCCUGCUUCACCACUUGUCAUCUGACAAUGAGAUUCCCCUCCUCCGACAGACGUGUAUCCCUAGCUAAUACGGGAAAUACCUCUUACCUACCCAUAAAGUAGUAAUUCCUAACAUCUGUUAAACACUAUUUUUGGUUCUUAUGUUAGAACACAAGAAGUGUACAAUUAAUUGGUAGCGUAUGUAGUCUUUAUGAGAUUAAUUUAAACUACAAGCGUUAGGCUACUUAAUUCAUUAUAUUUAAAGAUUUACGUACUUAAUUUUUAAAAUAAUAGAACACACUGUGCCAAAUGAAAUAAAAGUAAACAUAAACAGUUUUAACAUUUUCGACGCCGCGUCAAACACGAAAGUUGUCACUCGGACGCCACGUCACCGUCACAAGUGUCAAAACUAAAAUUGAACUUUAUGCACUAUGCACUAUGUUGCUCUGUGGUCUGUGACGGAUUAAUCCUUCGUUGCCGUUGAACCUGCGGUUCGGAUAUAUCCGUCAUUGGCGUCGAAUAGGUUAAUCUGAUACUUUAUGAGAUUAAUAUACGAGUUUGGUCGAAACACGCACGUAAUAAUAUUAUUUAUAUCAUAAAAAGUACCUACUUGAGUUGUUAAGGAACAAUAGUAAUUCCUUAUAAAUGGAUACAAAUAUGUAUCUACUAGUCUUUUCGGAUUGUUGUUAAGUUAAUUACAGAUUCUUGAUUUUAAUCCUAAAUGUGACUGCUCAAGACUUCGUAAUAAUAAAUAAUUUAGCUACA